ACCAAAUCACCUCAAUCUUUCUUUUCUCUUUGUUUUCUCGUUCCCCCCGCCUGAUCCAAAAAGAGAAACAAGUACAAGUAAUAUUCGUCUGUUCUUUUAUUAGUUCCUGAAUUCCUAUUUCAGUUCUUCGUAUUCUCUACAUGUUCCGUUGUCUUGGAUGUCUUUGGAAAGUCUCACUUUUACACCAGCCCUACAAGGACCCAGCCAACGACUUGACAUCCAAUCUCAGAAACAUCAUUGCAAUUAUAUAUGCGCUGUUCAUUCAUGCCCUUGCCUAUGGCCUCAAAACACUAAAGUCACUACUACUGCUGCUUAUAUGAAUCCUUCGCGCCCACUGCGACCAACACUCGACAACCCCGAGCUCUUUUGUUCACCAAACUCCACACGAGUGCAGCUUGCGUCGGCAAAAGUGCUGACCGAUUGCUUGAUCAUCCAAUCGGCCAUAUCGAGACCCUAGGUGCAUAGUAGCUGCAUCUUAGUCUUCAGGUUGAUCAAAUUUGGGGUCCGCUCUUUGACUUACACGGGUUAAUGGCGGUCGAGAACUGACUCUUGGAGAUUUGAAAAUCAUAUCCACUGCAUCAACCUUGGAUCCUACUAUUCGCCAGUGUUGAGGUUUUAGGUUAUACGGCUUCUGGAUGUUUUCCUAAGAAGCUAUUCGCCUGAAACUUCUGGUUUAUGUCCAGAAGAAGAAAGACUAUCACAACUUGAAAGAGGAUAAAGACAUUAACAAACAGAAACAACAUUGUUUUUGUCUUAUCACAAACCAAUCAUUCUAUAUCAGUCAAUUUGACUUAUACGAUAACCAUGCUGGGGCCACAACGGCCAACACCAACGCGUGGCGCUCACGACAUGGCAUUUACCGUUACCCCACGACAUAACAGUCACUCAAUACCGAACCCCUCCUUUCCCACGCACAAUUCGCCGCGAACAUGGCUCCUCACUUCAGCUCUCUCCCCCCUGUCCGUCCGACUCAUCCGGCUACUGCUAUCACAUGGCGACUACGUUGUCGCAUGUUUACCGCCCUACGAGAUCGAUCAUGAGGACCGCAGCGCCGAGUUUCGCGAGCUCGUGAAUGAGUGUAAGAGCUCCAGAAAGGAUCGCGAGGGGUGGAAGGAUCGUAUACGUGGUAUCCGAUGCGAUGGGGCUGCCAUGGGAAGCUGUGGAGCUGCUGUCGCCGAGGCUGUGCAGGUCUUUGGGCGGAUCGAUAUCCUGCUAUGCUGUAAAUCCGAUGCUGUCGUGGGAACCGUAGAGGAGCUAUCAACAACUCCAUUCACGCAAAACCUUGUGCGCGACCAGUUCGAGUCCGUCUUCUUCUCCCAGGUCAACUUUAUCAGAGCUGCUCUCCCUCAACUACGGUCUCAGCACACAGGGCAUAUCAUUGUUCUAACAAGUACCGGCGGGCACAUUGGCACACCAGGCAUGUCGAUAUAUACGGCUGCGACAUGGGCUCUCGAAGGGUUCUGCGACUCACUUGCGUACGAGAUUGCGCCCUUCAACAUCAAAGUUACCGUUGUUCAACCAAACAAGGAGAUUCUUUCCUUGACUAAUCGCCUCACCUUUGCGCCUCAAAUGCCUGCGUAUGAUCAAUACUCAGAAACAGCUCCGAGCAUUCGCGACAUUCUCGCCAACGUUCUCAACACUCAUCCAGAUACAGCUCUGCCAUACCCCACAUCACCAGCUGACUACGGACCUUCACCUAUGUCCCCCGCCAGUACUUCCCUCGAACCAGAUGCAGCGCCUGGUGAGAUUUUACAUCGCUACCCCAAAUUACCGCCCGGCGCAGCAGAUAAACUGGUCAUGGAGACCGUUCAUGCUCUUUCGGCAAUUGGUGGGCAUGAAAACCCCCCAGCACGACACAUUGUCGGUCACGAAGCUGCUGUCGCAGUAAAGGAGAAGCUCAAAACUGUCACUGAAGAGCUUGAAGAUUUCGUAGAAGCGAGUUUGUCUGUUGAUACCUUUGAGAGUGAGCUGCAAGCCGAGGCAAGGGAGAGAAAGCCGUCAGAGCAAAGUCCCCAAGGACCGCCAUCAUCAGUUGGUUGAAAACGAUGAAGUAAAUUUCGAACAGCUGUUCAUUGGGACAGGAUUAAGCAUUUAGUUGUUAGUUGUAUUUCGGCAAAAGUUGGAAAGGGUGUUAGAGGCCAAAAUCGCGAUACCCCAGGAGUAUAGGAGAUUCUUCGUGGGCCAAGCUUUUGAGAUACCACGGGGUUUCAGUGCUGACCAUCAAAGAAUUGAUACCCAUUUUGGAACAUUCUCAUCAGCCAUAAAACAGUAACAAUAAGUGAAGUGUUGACGUG
Molecule: messenger RNA, 2294 nt
Organism: Fusarium odoratissimum NRRL 54006
Lineage: Eukaryota; Fungi; Ascomycota; Sordariomycetes; Hypocreales; Nectriaceae
Exons: 3
Coding region: 805-2040 (411 amino acids)
Source: RefSeq, a predicted model, not a curated record